Molecule: messenger RNA, 192 nt
Organism: Puccinia graminis f. sp. tritici CRL 75-36-700-3
Lineage: Eukaryota; Fungi; Basidiomycota; Pucciniomycetes; Pucciniales; Pucciniaceae
Exons: 3
Coding region: 1-192 (63 amino acids)
Source: RefSeq, a predicted model, not a curated record
AUGGACGAAGUGGAAAGGACAGGAAACUGUCUAAAAGGAUCUCGUCCGAUCAUCACUUUUGGCAAAGAAUUCGAGGACGAAGUGCACUGGAAGGUAUUUGCGGCGCCGAAGACGGCCUGGAAAGCUAAGCGUUUCAUCUGGUCGCUUGUGGAAGCGUCUUCAUCGCUGGAUGGGGAUGGAUCACUACGGUGA